Messenger RNA from Atta colombica, 2980 nucleotides. RefSeq names its product beta-1,4-glucuronyltransferase 1. NCBI's taxonomy places the organism in Eukaryota, Metazoa, Arthropoda, Insecta, Hymenoptera, Formicidae. Bases 651 to 2210 code for a protein of 519 amino acids. The record is from RefSeq and is a predicted model, not a curated record. The transcript is spliced from 6 exons.
AACAUCUCGCUAUUAGCGAGAGAAGGAGAGAGAGUGUGCGAUCUUCGUCGUCGUCUGCGAAGGCGAAAGAUCCUUUGAGUUACGGGUGAAACAAAAACGCGUCCCGGCGAGAUGCGUCGCGCCGCAUCGCGCCGCUCUACUCUCCGCGUUGACUCCGCGUGACCAGCGCGAGUGGAGUUCCGCGCGACGGGACCGCGGGAGAAUUUCGGGAAGUGCGCCGCGAUCCCCGGUGCAAUUCGCCACGACCACCGCCGGCUGUUCGACGUCCCGACAAACGGGCGGCCCUGGAGGAGGACGUGGACGAGGAGAGAGGUGGAGGAGGAGGCGAGGAAGAAGAAGAAGAAGAAAAGGAGCAUUUCGGCUGCUGGGAGGAUGCGAGAUUGAGCUGCUGCUGCUGUUGCUGGUGCUGCACGCAACCGAGCCUCGGUCGACAGCCUCCGAGGAACCAUGAGCAGGUCUUGAUCACCAAUCAGUUGUGGACCGCGAAGAGAUGGACGCGGUAGGUCGACGCCAGCAAGAGAAUCGUAGACUUAAGCAUUGAUAACGACAGUGGAGGAAAUUGACAUCGUCAUCAGGUAGGAUUCUCUCUUAGAGGAUCCUCCUUCCCGACUCUCUUCGCGUUUCUUCAUCACCUCGAUCGGACCUGGAGGAUGAGCAUCGUAGCCAUCGCUCGCAGAAACUGGGCGCUGCGCCUCUCGGUGGUGCUGAACGUGUGCGUGCUACUGUAUGUGUGCGCUCACAUCGGCUCAUCAGGACCGUGGAUCGAGGAACCUCCGACCAACUGGGCGGCGGCAGCGCCGCUUCAGUCGGAUACCUAUGGAAAUGGCCUAAACGAUCUCGUAAAUGGCACUCAGAAAGGCGCCGCAGCUGGCGCAUCAUUCUCCUCGUCGUCGUCGUCAGCCGCUCUCGUCGGCGCCACAAAUAAUGCGGCGCCGACAAACAACGGUGGCGCUGGCCGUUCUCUCGGGAUUAGCCUCGUCACUACGACGCCUCCCAAUAGGGCCAAGGCCGAGGCUCUUGAUAAGCCGCAGGAAUACUCGCGUAAUCAGACGGUGAGGAACAACACGACGAACGUCGCGCGCGAACCAAUGAGCCUGAGGGAAGCCGUGGCCUGCAAUGAGAAAUCAACAGAGCCUAGACGGGCACAGCGCGGCGAUUACUGGGUGCUGUAUAAUUAUGUGCCGAUGAGCAUGGCGGUGAAAUGUUGGGAGAGCGUGACAUAUACCACGCACGCUGACUACACGUUCCUCGACAAUCUGGAGCCGCUGCUGGAGCGCUGGCGAGCGCCGAUAUCGAUCGCUAUGCACGCACCCGGCACCGACUUCCCGGCGACCCUCGACGCCAUCAGGUACUCGAGGAACUGUGGCAGCCCCUUGGUCUCGCAACUGGUGACCUUUCACGUCUUCUUCAGCAGUAAACACGUGCCAAAAGUGAUACCGCCAUCAGAGAAGAUCGCCUCCGACACAUACAACUGCUCGCUUGGACCACCAUGGGUGAACGUCAGUCUCGCGAAGAUGUACAAGAAUGAGAAAAAGCUGCUAUAUCCGGUGAACGUGGGCCGUAACAUAGCGCGCGAGUCCGCACCCACCUUCUAUGUGUUCCCCAGCGACAUCGAACUGUAUCCCAGCCCAAACCUGCCCGACAAGUUCCUCGAGAUGAUUCGCAAACGAGAUCAGCCGGCUCUCCACAAGCCCAAUCCCAAGGUCUUUGUGUUGUCCAUCUUUGAAGUGGACGAGAAGAGCCAACCACCUAAUAAUAAGACGCGUCUGAUACAGAUGCUGAAAGCAGGCACCGCCAUACCCUUUCAUAAGAAAUUAUGCUCCGGCUGCCAUAAUGUGCCGAAGAGCAAGGAAUGGCAGGAAACGCCAGAGACGGAGAACCUGCACGUGUUUCAUGUUGGCAAGAGAACUGGUAGUUUCGUACACUGGGAGCCGAUCUUCAUCGGGACCAAUAACGAUCCUUUUUACGAUGAAAGACUUAGUUGGGAGGGAAAGAGUGAUAAAAUGACACAGGGUUACGCGCUCUGUGUUCUCGAUUAUGACUUUCUUAUUCUGGACAACGCCUUCUUAGUGCACCGGCCUGGUAUCAAGAUUUUCAAGAAAGAUCCACAUCGCGAUAUGCUUACCGCCAAGACGAACGCGCUUAUCAAGAAGAUUAUCAUGCCGGAGCUGAAGGUGCUGUAUGGCACGAGGAAAGGUUGCGCUGUGUAGCCCGUGGAGUCGCGGGCACGACAGCGCAUGCUGUACAGGUGCCCGUCAGUACGAUGGAAUCAUCUGCGAUCCUCCCUGUCGUCUGCAUCGUCGUCGUUGACUUUCAUUAUGCAGAAACAGAUCACUCGGACACGCAGCGAGCUAAUGCUACGAUUCGCUUUAGACUCCCAAGAUCGUGUUCAUGUGCGUUCCCUGCAAUCCGCUCGUGAAUGGGACCUGAAAAAAAUUCGCUGCGAUUCAUAAAGGACAUUUUUCUCCCUCUAAUUACGCCAACUCAACGAGUGUCGAAAGAACAUACGAAUUAUCGCAUAAGUACUCGGUGAGUUUAGAGUAACAGCAUUUCACGAACGCGUCGUGCUCGUGUGCAACUUUGCGUCAUUUCACUAUCGCGAUCAUCGAUCAUUGUUGCCAUCACUUUUAUCGUUAGCAGCGUCGGUACGCAGUGUCUUACGGAAACGUCGAGGCAACGUGAAAAGAGAGAGAUUUGCACGAAAGAAGUACAUAAUAUACGUUGCGACGCUCAAAUUUUCUCUCGGUGGUAAUACUCUAGCUUUCGUAAAAGGAUAUUUAAUACGUAAAAAAGUCGUACCACGUAUUUUUCACUUGGACAAAUCCUCCUUUUAGUAAAUAUGAUUGUACAUAAUAAAACGGUGCCUCAUAUAUAUCAGUAUAUCUAUUGCACUUUUAGUAAAAGAGUUACGAACAAAUAGUGCCAGAUUCAACGCGAUUUUCUCGUGGAUUAUGACCGUCUUUAUAAUCGAAGUCUGCUA